UACUUCCUUAGAUAGCUUAGGUAGUUCAACAUGUCCCCAACAACACUCACCAACUUCUACAGAUGUGCCGUAGAAAGCAUUUUAUCGGGAUGCAUCGAAGCAUGGUUUGGGAACAGCUCCAUCCAAGACUGCAAGAAGUUGUAAAGAGUUAUGAUUACAACUUGAAAAUGUCAGCAAAAUCUGUGGUCAUAUUUUUCUGCGGGGCUGUAUUAGGAUAUAAUAUCUUCUAUGUCCUGAUUAAUGUAAUGGGUACAAAUGUAAUGGAGAACACAUAUCUGCUCGUACGUGAUUCUGACCACCACCUACACCAACAUCUUCAAGGAAUGAUGAAAUUUAACAUCACGCAACAUAAAGAUGAAAACAGAAGCCUUGCUGAUGAUCUGUAUAAGAGAGUGCGAAUCCUGUGCUGGGUGAUGACUGGGCCCCAGAAUCUGAAAAAAAAGACCGAACAUGUCAAAGCAACCUGGGCUAAAAAAUGUAACUCUGUGCUUUUCAUGAGUUCUACAAAAGACAAUGAUUUCCCUACAGUGGGACUCGAUGUUAAAGAAGGCAGACGUCAUCUUAAUAGAAAAACUAUCGAAGCAUUCCGUUAUGUUUUUGACCAUCAUUUGAAUGAAGCUGAUUGGUUCUUGAAAGCAGAUGAUGACACAUACGUUAUUGUUGACAAUCUGCGUUGGCUAUUAUCAACGCACUCUCCAGAUCAACCCAUAUUCUUUGGAAGAAAAUUUAAGCCAUUUGUUCAGCAGGGGUUCAUGAGUGGUGGAGCUGGAUAUGUACUUAGCAGAGAAGCAUUGAAAAGAUAUGUUGAUGCCUACAAGACUGGGAAAUGCAAUUAUUCUACAGGUGCAGAGGAUGUAGCCGUUUCAAAGUGUAUGCAGAGCCUUAAUGUAGAAGCUGGUGACUCCAGGGACAUAAAUAAAAGGGAAACCUUUCAUCCUCUUACGCUAAAUCAUCAUUUGAUAAAAAACAAUAUACCAUCCUGGUACAGAAAAUAUUGUUUCUAUCCCAUUACAGAGGGUCCUGGAUGUUGUUCGGAUCUGUCAGUGUCAUUCCACUAUGUCAAUUCUGCGACCAUGUAUCUUUUAGAGUACAUGACUUAUCAUCUCCGACCAUACGGCUACAAGUAUAGAUAUUAUCCAGAGUCUGCAACAAAGGACUUGAAGCAGACAUAGAUUUCUGUGAAACAUCUGUUCAAAUUCAUUUGUUGGAAAUGAAUGGUCAUCAAAAAUGUCUUGGAGAUUUGGUUUUUGCGCAAAGUACACUGGACAACACAGCAACAGAAGUAAUGAUACGGCAUGGUUGGAAAGAAUCACAUAUGGACAUCCGUGGGAUUUUAUCCUUUUAUUACUUGCUUGAAAAAUCAAUCAAUGAAAUUUGUAUCAUGAUCAACAAAAUAAGUUUAGAAUGCCUUGUGUCUCAUGGGAACUACAUUGCCUUACCUCUUGAUGUUUAAGUGAACAUAAGAAGAAAUUGAUUUAUUUUUGGAUUUGCUGCAUUCUUUCACGGGCAGCCUGACGACAUAUUAUCUGUUCUCAUUGUUGCCUGAGAAGAAAGAAAACUAUUUAGAGCUGCUGUUUACAAUCCUGUUUACAAAACAUAUUUAUUGGGUACAAAUAUAUCUUCAUAUCCGAUGCUCCAGGUGUGGAUUCCUGUAUAUAGGCCAGACCAAGAGCAGGCUCGGUGAUCAUUUUGCUGAACACCUCCACUCAGUCCGCCUAAACCUACCUGAUCUCCCAAUUACUCAGCAAUUUAACUGCCCCUCCCAUUCCCACUCUGACCUUCCUGUCCUGGGCCUCCUCCAUUGUCAGAGUGAGGCCCAGUGCAAAUUGGAGGACCAGCACCUCAUAUUUCGCUUUGGUAGCUUGCACAUAGCCUUUGCUUUACCUCUCUCUACCCCCCCCCCCCCCCCUUCCCAGUUCUCCUACCAGUCUUACUGUCUCCGACUACAUUUUAUCUCAGUAUUGCCCACUCCCCUGACAUCAGUCUGAUGAAGGAUCAUGACCCAAAACGUCACCCAUUCCAUCUCUCCAGCGGUAUCCCGUUGAGUUACACCAGCGCUUUGUGUCCACCUAUAGUUAAUGGGGUUGGCUCUAUAACUUUUUUUAUAAACGGAAAUAACUGCUAUUUUAUAACUCAUUUAAAUCUACAGAUGUUUGGAUGAUCACAUGUUGACAAUCUGACAUAUGUUAUGUUUUUAUUUCUCUGCUUUGCUCACUAUCUUUGAAUUCAUGCACAAUUUUUCUGCCCAUCUCUCCCUCAUAUAACACGCCUGGCCCUUCAGUCUCUACACCUUGAAGACCUCCAACUGAUGAUUUAUCUGCUAUAAUUUGAGUCCUGUCCAUCUGAGCCGCACUUGUCCUUAGUCUGUGUGGGAUAGUGUUAGUGAGUGGGGAUCACCAGUUGGUGCUGAAUCAGUGGGUCAAAGGGACAGUUUUUGUUCUCUGUCUCCAAAGUGAAAUAAGAAAAAUCUAUAUCCUAUUAUAUAAUUUGAGACUUUCCUAAAGGGCCUGUCCCACUUGUCGAGGUAAUUCAAGCGCUCUCCCGAGUUAAAAAAAAAAAUCAAACUUGUGGUAAGCAAGUAGAAUGUACGUAGCGGGUACGUUGGAGCUCGGGACAUCUCUUAGCGGCUCAUAACGCUAACGGCAGGUACUCGGGAAACGCGGUAAGCUCGUGAAGACUCGUGAAGAUUUUUCAACAUGUUGAAAAAUGUCCACGAGAGCCCCAAGCACCUACGAGCGGCUAUUACCGUAAUUCUCCGAGUUUGAAUCAGGGGAAACUCGGGAGAACUCUUGAAUUAGCUUGUACAGUGGGACAGCCCCAUUACUAUCCAAAACUCUGCAAGUGUUCUGUUGUCUGCAAAUUUGUUAAUCAGCAUAUUCAUCUAAAUCCAGAAAGCCCAGGGUCUGGUGUGAAUUGGUAUUUUCAGUUGAGUGCCAGCAAAUUUAUAAAUUAAUUAAUUCUAAAUCUUAUUUUUAUUGCUUAUUUCUGAAAGGAUAAAAUUAUAUACUGCUUUCAAUCUGUGAUAAAUUUCUGAUGAAAUUGGGUCAUUUUAUUUUUUUUCGUCUUUAUAUGCUGAUUCUUUAUCAUUAAUGUUUCUGUGAAUCACUUUAAAUGUUUUGAUUUUAAUAAAAUUAGGUAAUGUUUACCAAUUAUGAAUAGCUUCAACGUAACUUUAUUAAGAUGCACUUGGAAUUUUCCCACUUUCUCUGAAAGCUUGUUUUCAUUUAAAUAGCCGUUUACAUGUUUUAAUCCUGUUUUUUCUAUAUUUUUGUGUAUGGCUAUGAAAUACCCUGUGUCUUGAUCGCAGAUUUCUAUAAUUUAAUAGAAUGUGAGAUUUACCAGAAUAAAUGUUAGAAUAGAGACAUGAAAUACUCAUCCAGUGUCUUCAAGUAAUAGAAGAUAAAAGGUGUGAGGGGAAAAUAAAAUAACAUUUUAUGACACAUGUUGAAUUAACAUUUUCUGAGACCAGUUGAUGCCAGAGAUAUAUUUUUGGAUGUUUAAUAUUAUGAUGAAAGUGCAAGAAAGAAAAUCAACUUUAAAAAUCGGCGGGUAGAAGUAGAAGAGUGUCAGAGGUCAUGGGGAGAAGGAAGGAAAAUGGGAUUAGGAGGUAUAGAUCAGCCCUGAUUGAAUGGUGGAGUAGAUUUGAUGGGGCGAAUGGCCUAAUUCUACUCCUAUCCCUCAUGACCUUAUGACCUAAGAAUGUUGUAUUUUUUGCUGUACAGUGUGUUGCUGAUUGAGGAGGCGGGACAUAGAUUGAAGCAGGUGUCCGGUUGUCUGAGCAGGAGGCAGAGUAGCAAAUAAAAAGGCAAGGUACAACGGAGUGGCCUAUUGGGAGUGGCCGCAUUGAGGAAAAGUGCAACUUGAAGCUUUGGCUGGAGUGGCUUCAGCGAGAAGGGCUGAGGUGUCGUGGCAGACAUGUCAAGCACAGAAUAAAUCAGCAGUAAGUGGGAAGUGUAAAUUGUGUGAUGGGUCAUGUGAUGUGCUGCAACUGCAUGAGGUGCUGGACCUCUUGGCGGUUCCUGGUGACCACAUCUGUAGCAAGUGUUGGGUGAUUGAAGAACUUGGGCUCAAAGUGGACAACCUGGAGUCUGAGCUUCUUUUGCAACGGCACAUCAGGGAAGGGCAGAAUUACCUGGACCUGUAUUUCUGGAGACAGUCACACUUGUGAGAAUAACUACUUCCAACUUGGUCUGUGGUCAGGACGAGGGUGUGACUACAAGUGAGGCAGGCAGGAGGAUGGAAGUAAAGGCAUUGUUACAGGAACUUCAGCCAUUGAGCUUGUCAAGCAGGGCUGAGAUUCUUUAUUACUGUGGAAAUUAGUGUGGGGGCUGUAGGAAGGAUGAGCAACACAACCAUAGCACCGUGGAUCAGGGAGCCAUUCAAGAGGGGAGAGAGAAGAGAUGUGUAGUUGUCAUUGGGGAUGGUAUAUUCAGGGGAAUAGACACGAUUCUCUGUCACGAAAUUCGAGAGUCCCAAAGGUUGUGUUGCCUGCCUGGUGCCCAGGUUCAGGACAUCUCAUCUGACCCGCAGAGGAAUUUGGAGUGGGAAGGGAAUGAUCCAGUUGUUGUACCAAUGAUGUAGGUAGAACAAGAAUUAAAUGGAAAAGCAGAACCAAAAAGGUAAUAAUCUCUGGAUUACUACCUGAGCCACGAGCAAACUGGCAUAGGGUUGGGAAGAUUAAAGAGUUGAACAUGCGACUCAAAGAUUGGUUUGGGAGAAGUGGAUUUGGAUUUGUGGAACAUUGGCACCAGUAUUGGGAAAGAAGGAAGCUUUUCUGAUGGGACAUUCUCCACUUGAACCUGGCUGGAACAAGGGUCCUGGAAAACCGCAUAACCAGAGCUGUAGAUACGGCUUUAAUCUAAAUCGCGGUGGGGGUAAAGUGGAUGAAGUUAAAGGGAAGGAAAGUGCAUGCGACAUAGAAAAAUAGAAUCAUAGAAAAUAGGUGCAGGAGUAGGCCAUUCGGCCCUUCGAGCCUGCACCGCCAUUCAAUAUGAUCAUUGCUGAUCAACCAACUCAGUAUCCUGUAUCUGCCUUCUCUCCAUACCCCCUGAUCCCUUUAGCCACAAGGGCCACACCUAACUCCCUCUUAAAUAUAGCCAAUGAACUGGCCUCAACUACCUUCUGUGGCAGAGAAUUCCAGAGAUUCACCACUCUCUGUGUGAAAAAUGUUUUCCUCAUCUCGGUCCUAAAAGAUUUCCCCCUUAUCCUUAAACUGUGACACCUUGUUCUGGUCUUCCCCAACAUCGGGAACAAUCUUCUUGCAUCUAGCCUGUCCAACCCCUUAAGAAUUUUGUAAGUUUCUAUAAGAUCCCCCCUCAAUCUUCUAAAUUCUAGCGAGUACAAACCGAGUCUAUCCAGUCUUUCCUCAUAUGAAAGUCCUGACAUCCCAAGAAUCAGUCUGGUGAACCUUCUCUGUACGCCCUCUAUGGCAAGAAUGUCUUCCCUCAGAUUAGGAGACCAAAACUGUACACAAUACUCCAGGUGUGGUCUCACGAAGACCCUGUACAACUGCAGUAGAACCUCCCUGCUCCGACACUCAAAUUCUAAUGCUAUGAAUGUAUCCAGAUGUCCUGUUUCCGUGCUGUAAUUGUUAUAUGGAAUGCUAACUACCAUUCGCCUUCUUCACUGCCUGCUGCACUUGCAUGCCUACUUUUAAUGACUGGUGUACCAUGACACCCAUGUCUCGUGGCAUCUCCCCCUUUCCUAAUCGGCCACCAUUCAGAUAAUAGUCUACUUUCCUGUUUUUGCCACCAAAGUGGAUAACCUCACAUUUAUCCACAUUAUACUGCAUCUGUCAUGCAUUUGCACACUCACUCAGCCUAUCCAAGUCACCUUGCAGCCUCCUAGCAUCCUCCACACAGCUAACACUGCCCCUCAGCUUCGUGUCAUCCGCAAAUUUGGAGAUGCAUUCAAAUACCUCGUCCAAAUCAUUAAUAUAUAUUGUAAAUAGCUGGGGUCCCAGCACUGAGACUUGCGGUACCCCACUAGUCACUGCUUGCCAUUGUGAAAAGGACCCGUUUACUCCUACUCUUUGCUUCCUGUCUGCCAGCCAGUUCUCUAUCCACAUCAAUACUGAACCCCCAAUACCGUGUGCUUUAAGUUUGUAUACUAAUCUCUUGUGGGACCUUGUCGAAAGCCUUCUGAAAGUCCAGACAUAACACAUCCACUGGUUCUCCUUUUUCCACUCUACAGGUUACAUCCUCGAAAAAUUCUAUAAGAUUCGUCAGACAUGAUUUACCUUUCAUAAAUCCAUGCUGACUUUGUCCAAUGAUUUCACCACUUUCCAAAUGUGCUGCUAUCCCAUCUUUAAUAACUGAUUCUAGCAGUUUCCCCACUACCGACAUUAGACUGGUCUGUAAUUCCCCGUUUUCUCUCUCCCUCCCUUUUUAAAAAGUGGGGUUACAUUAGCUACCCUCCAAUCCUCAGGAACUACUCCAGAAUCUAAAGAGUUUUGAAAAAUUAUCACUAAUGCAUCCACUAUUUCUGGGGCUACUUCCUUAAGUACUCUGGGAUGCAGCCUAUCUAGCCCUUGGGAUUUAUUGGCCUUUAAUCCAUUCAAUUUACCUAACACCACUUCCCGGCUAACCUGGAUUUCACUCAGUUCCUCCAUCUCAUUUGACCCCCGGUCCCCUGCUGUUUCCGGCAGAUUAUUUAUGUCUUCCUUAGUGAAGACAGAACCAAAGUAGUUAUUUAAUUGUUCUGCCAUGUCCUUGUUUCCCAUGAUCAAUUCACCUGUUUCUGACUGCAAGGGACCUACAUUUGUUUUAACUAAUCUUUUUUUCUUCACAUAUCUAUAAAAACUUUUGCAGUCAGUUUUUAUAUUCCCUGCCAGUUUUCUUUCAUAAUCUAUUUUCCCUGUCCUAAUUAAGCCCUUUAUGCUCCUCUGCUGGUCUCUGAAUUUCUCCCAGUCCUCUGGUAGGCUGCUUUUUCUGGCUAAUUUGUACGCUUCAUCUUUUGUUUUGAUACUAUCCCUGAUUUCCCUUGUUAUCCACGGAUGCACUACCUUCCCUGAUUUAUUUUUUUGCCAAACUGGGAUGAACAAUUGUUGUAGUUCAUCCAUGCAGACUUUAAAUGCCUUCCAUUGCAUAUCCAUCGUCAACCCAUUAAGAAUCAAUUGGCCAAUUCACGUCUCAUACUCUCAAAGUUACCUUUCUUUAAGUUCAGGACCCUUGUUUCUGAAUUAACAAUGUCACUCUCCAUCCUAAUGAAGAACUCAACCAUAUUAUGGUCACUCUUGCCCAAGAGGCCACGCACAACAAGACUGCUAAUUAACCCUUCCUCAUUACUCAAUACCCAAUCUAGAAUAGCCUGCUUUCUCGUUGGUUCCUCUACAUGUUGGUUUAGAAAAUUAUCCCGCAUACAUUCCAAGAAAUCCUCUUCUUCAGCACCCUUGCCAAUUUGAUUCACCCAAUCUAUAUGUAGAUUGAAGUCACCCAUUAUAACUGUUUUACCUUUGUUGCAUGCAUUUCUAAUUUCCUGUUUGAUGCCAUCCCACCUCCACUACUACUGUUAGGUGGCCUGUACACAACUCCCACUAGCGUUUUCUGCCCCUUAGUGUUUUGCAGCUCUACCCAUAUCGAUUCCACAUCCUCCAAGCUAAUGUCAUUCCUUUCUAUUGCGUUAAUCUCCUCUCUAAUCAGCAACGCUACUCCAACUCCUUUCCCUCCUGAAUAUUGAAUAUCACUGGAUGUUCAACUCCCAGCCUUGGUCACCCUGGAGCCAUGUCUCCAUGAUCCCAACUAUAUCAUAGUCAUUAAUAGCUAUCUGCACAUUCAACUCAUCCACCUUAUUACGAAUGCUCCUUGCAUUGAGACACAAAGUCUUCAGGCUUGUUUUUACAACACUCUUACCCCUUAUACGAUUAUGUUGAAAAGUGGUCCUUUUUGAUUUUUACCCUGGAUUUGUCUGCCUACCACUUUUAUUUUUCACCUUGCUAGCUAUUGCUUCUACCCUCAUUUUACACCCCUCUGUCUCUAUGCUCACACAUUUAAGAAACCCUUUCCCUUUAACUCCAUCCUUAACCAUCCCAUUCGACACCCCACCUGUUCUUGAGGUUCCUGAAGUCUCCAGAUGUAAUAGGACAGAAAGUUUAAGAAGUGAUAAGCCUCUAAGGUCAGGGCAUGUCAGGACCAAUGUGAGAAGAGGGGUGGUGAAUACUGAACUAAAGGUGUUAUAUUUGAAUGCACACAGUAUAAGGAACAAAGUGGAUGAGCUUGUAGUGCAGGUAGAAAUUGGUAGGCACGAUGUUUGGGGAUCACGGACGCGUCUGAAAGAGCAUCAGAGCUGAAUAUCCAAUUGAGAAGACGGACAAGUGGGCAGAGGGGUGGGGUAGCUCUGCUGGAAAGGAGUUAAAUUCAGUCCUUAGCAAGGGAUGACAUAGGAUCUGAAUAUGUGAUUCCUUGUGGGUAGAGCUAAGACACUGCAAGGGUAAACAGUCCCGAUGGGGGUUACAUACAAGCCUCCAGAUAGUAGCCAGAGUGUAGGGAACAAAUUACAUCAAGAGAAAUAAUUGGCAUGUAAGAAAGGUAAUGUUUCAGUGGUCAUGGAGGAUUUCAAUGUCCAGGUAGCCUGGUAAAAUCAGGUUGGUAUUGGAUCCCAAGAUAAGGAAUUUAUAGAGUGCCUAUGAGACGUUAGUGCAGUAGCUCUGGCUAAGGAGAAGGCGUGUGGAGCUGAAAGAUCUGAAGGUGGAUAUGCCAGAUGGACCACACCCCAGGGUUCUGUAAAUGGAUGGCUUUAGAGAUUGUGGAUACUUUAUUGGUGACAUUUCAAGAAUCGCUAGAGGCAGGAGUAGUUCCAGAGGACUAGAGAAUUGCAAAUGUUACUCCACUGUUCAAGAAGGGAGUGAAGCAAAAGAGGGGAAACUAUAGGCUAGUUAGCGUGACCAGUGGUUGGUAGGAUUUUAGAGUUCAUUAUUAAAGAUGAGGUUUCAGAAUUAAUAGAAACACAUGGUAAAACAGCUGGAAUUCUUUGAGGAAGUCAAUAGAAGGAUAGAAAAAUUGGACACAGUGGAUGUUGUUUACCUGGAUUUUCAGGCCUUUGAUUCAGCUUCAGAAGGUGCCACACAUGAGGUUGCAAAAGAAAAUGAGAGCCCAUGCUAUUAGAGGGAAGAUACUAGCAUGAAUAGAAGGCUGGCUGAAUGACAAAGAUAAAGGGGGCUUUUUCUGGUUGGUUGAUUGACAGUGACUAUUUACGUUGUAUAUCAAUGAUUUGGAUGAAGGAAUUGAAGGCGAUGUGGCCAAGUUUGCGGAUGAUACAAAGACAGGUGGGGACAGGUCGUGUAGAGAAAGCAUAGACUCUGCAGGAGGACUUAGACAGAUUGGAAAAGUGGGCAAAGAAGUGGCAGAUGGAAUACAGUGUAGAAAAGUGUGCAGCUGCAUUUUGGUUUUAGGAGUAAAGGCAUAGACUAUUUUCCAAAUGGAGAGAUGAUUCAGAAAUCAGGGGUGCUAAGUGCUAGUGCAGAAUUCCCAGAACGUUAUGUUGCAAGUUGUAUAACUGUAUUUGAAAAUAAAUGUUUCUGACCCUAGGUACUUGUGACAAUAAAGUACAAUUGAAGCAUUGGUCGGUGAUGGAAAAAGUUAGUAGCUUCAAAUUUCUGGGCGUUAACAUCUCAAACCUGGGUGCGGCACAUAUGUAGUUAUUAAUUGCACCAUCAGCUCUACUUGAUGAGAGAUUUAACAUGAUUUGCAGGUUACCCAAUAAUAUACUUCUGCAAGUCAAGUCAAGUCAAGAGAGUUUAUUGUCAUGUGUCCCAGAUAGGACAAUUAAAUUCUUGCUUGCUGCAGCACAACAGAAUAUUGUAAGGAAAAAUACAGAGCAGUUCAGUUCAAUAUACACACAAAUAAGCAGAUAAAGUGCAAUAGGCUGUUACAGUUCAGAGUCUGUUUGUCGGCGAGUUUAAUAGCUUGAUGGCAGUGGGUAAGAAGUUGUUCCUGAAUCUGGAUGUAACAGAUUUCAGGCUCCUGUACCUUCUGCC
Leucoraja erinaceus (little skate) is the source of this 9973-nucleotide messenger RNA. RefSeq names its product glycoprotein-N-acetylgalactosamine 3-beta-galactosyltransferase 1-like. NCBI's taxonomy places the organism in Eukaryota, Metazoa, Chordata, Chondrichthyes, Rajiformes, Rajidae. The record is from RefSeq and is a predicted model, not a curated record. The transcript is spliced from 4 exons. Gene Ontology annotation, cellular component: membrane. Gene Ontology annotation, molecular function: N-acetylgalactosaminide beta-1,3-galactosyltransferase activity. The coding region runs from base 63 to 1172 and encodes 369 amino acids.